AUGGCAAUGGUCACUCAGCAAAUCUUCGUUGCUGAGGAGUGGGCCAAAAAGGCACGUGAGGACCUUCAUAAUGAGGCUCAGUCCCGCCGCAUUGCCGAGAGGGCUAUUGGUGACCUCAAGAAGGAAAACGAUAGCCUGAGCCAUGAAGUAAAGGAGGCAAAGAAGGGGCGGGACAGCGCGGAAGCCGGCCUAAAAAAUGCCACUAAGCAGGCUAAUGAUAUGCGCCUACAGCUCCGCCAGUUCGAGGAAAAUCUUAGGACAGAGAAGCAGGCGGUUUCAGAUCUCAAGGCCGAGCUUACAAAGGUUAAGGGGGAGGCCCGCUUGGCCAAGGAGGCGGCCGAGAAGGCAGUGGCAACCUUUUAUGAGCGCGGGGUCAAGGAUACCGAGGUCAGGCUGGCCGAGGAGGUGGCUACUGUAUGCAGGGAAUACAUUACCCUGUCUUGGGGUGUAGCUUUGGAUCGGGCGGCAGUCCCAGCGGAUUCCAAUCUCAAGAAAGCUGAGAAUAUCUUUUUUCCUGAGGAAGUUCGUGAGAUCCCCGACGAGGUCGUGACUGAAGAGCCUCUCCUAAGGAAGGCUUUAUCCUCGGACUCUGCUAUGCCUGAAACUGAGGAUGCGCAGCCGGCCGUGAAGGACAAGUUGCCCGAGGACAGUCUUUCAAUCAGGGAGGUUGUUGCACAGGCUAAGGAGACUGUUUCGGGGCCACAGCCAGCAAACGGCUAG
Messenger RNA from Quercus lobata, 720 nucleotides. Its product is annotated as protein casc4-like. The coding region runs from base 1 to 720 and encodes 239 amino acids. Lineage: Eukaryota; Viridiplantae; Streptophyta; Magnoliopsida; Fagales; Fagaceae. The transcript has 2 exons. The record is from RefSeq and is a predicted model, not a curated record.